Molecule: messenger RNA, 6934 nt
Organism: Canis lupus familiaris (dog)
Lineage: Eukaryota; Metazoa; Chordata; Mammalia; Carnivora; Canidae
Gene: GABRQ
Product: gamma-aminobutyric acid type A receptor subunit theta
Exons: 9
Coding region: 17-2149 (710 amino acids)
Biological process (GO): regulation of membrane potential; monoatomic ion transmembrane transport; chemical synaptic transmission
Cellular component (GO): synapse; GABA-A receptor complex; membrane
Molecular function (GO): neurotransmitter receptor activity; extracellular ligand-gated monoatomic ion channel activity; GABA-A receptor activity
Source: RefSeq, a predicted model, not a curated record
CCGGCGCGGGGUGGCCAUGGGUAUCAGGGGGAUCCUGCGAGCCGCCGUGCUCCUGCUCCUCAUCAGGACCUGGCUCGCGGAGGGCAACGAGCCCAGUCCUACCCCAAAAUUCCACUUCGAGCUCUCCCCGACCGUGCCCGAAGUCAUCCUGAACCUCUUCAACUGCAAAAAAUGUGCAAAUGAAGGUGUGGUUCACAAGAUUUUGGACAGGGUCCUGUCGAAUUAUGAUGUCCGUCUGAGGCCAAAUUUUGGAGGUGCCCCUGUGCCCGUGGGAGUAUCCAUGUAUGUCUCCAGUAUCGAGCAGAUCUCAGAAAUGACUAUGGACUAUACGAUCACAAUGUUUUUCCAUCAGACCUGGAAAGAUCCACGUUUAGCAUACCAUGAGACCGACCUGAACUUGACCCUGGACUAUCGGAUGCUGGAGAAGUUGUGGGUGCCUGACUGCUACUUUCUAAAUAGCAAGGAUGCUUUUGUGCAUGAUGUGACUGUGGAAAACCGCGUGUUUCAGCUUCACCCGGAUGGAACGGUGCGGUAUGGCAUGCGACUUACCACCACAGCAGCAUGUUCCUUGGAUCUGCAGAAAUUCCCUCUGGACAAGCAGACCUGCAAGCUGGAAGUGGAGAGCUAUGGUUACACGGUUGAAGACAUUGUAUUAUACUGGGAAGGCAAUGGGAAUGCCAUCCAGGGGACUGAGAAGCUGCACAUUCCUCAGUUCAGCUUCCUGGGAAAGACGAUGAGUAGCAAAGAGGUGUUUUUCUACACAGGUUCCUAUGUGCGCCUGAUACUGAGGUUCCUGGUCCAGAGGGAAGUUACCAGCUACCUUGUGCAGAUCUAUUGGCCUACUGUUCUUACCACUGUCGUCUCUUGGAUAUCAUUUUGGAUGAACUAUGAAUCCUCUGCAGCCAGGGUGACAGUUGGUCUGACUUCAAUGCUCAUCCUGAACGCCAUCAACUCACAUCUGCGGGAUAAACUCCCCCAAGUUGCCUGCAUUAAGGCCAUCGACAUCUAUAUGGUCGUUUGCUUCUUAUUCGUGUUCCUGUCCUUGCUGGAAUAUGUCUACAUCAACUAUCUUUACUACAGCCGAGGAGGAUCCCGGCGCAACCAAAGGCGACGCAGGAGAGCCCGAAGAGUCAUGGCCCGCUACCGAUAUCGGGAAGUAAUGCUGCAGCCCUUUGCAAACCGAAGAUCCCAAGAAGAGAUGAUUCUGUCAGUGGAAGAGAUCGACACUCACAUUGCAACUGUUGAUGAGGAAAGCCCUCUCUCUCCUCUUCCCUCCCCACCACCAGUGCUUAUUCAUGUAGGGCUUGCAAAUCCUGAUGCCAUAAAUGUGUCUACUAUCUCCUUGAGGGAAGACCAGAUUAGCAUAGAAGAUGAAAGUGGCUCUCUGUCAUCCAGGCCAGCGCGGGCCUGCCUGGCAAGCCUAGAAAGCCUCAGCUCUUUGACCUCCAUCCCAGGGCAGGCCCCACUGGCCACCGCAGAAAGCCUCAGCUCACUGUCUUCUCUCUCAGAGCUGGCCUCGCUGGCCUCUAGAGAAAGCCUGAGCGAUCUCCCCUCCACCCCAGAGCAGGCCCCACACAGGUAUGGCAUUCACGUUAAUGGUUUUGAGAAUGAUGACAGUGUUACUCCUACUGAAAUGCGCAACCUUGCUGAGGCCCAUGACCACGCUGAGAUCAGUGACCCAGAAGACCCUGAAGAGAACUUCAGCUUGGAUGAGAGUCCUGUCCAUAUCCCUAGUGGGAGGCCUCUGCUGCUCUACGGCCACAGGCAUGUGCGGGAAGCAAGCUGCAGCCUUGAUGAGAUCCGUAGCAACCUUAAUGAGAUCCGUAGCAACCUUGAUGAGAUCCGUAGCUUGCCUGAUGACAUCAGAGUUGAGAGUGGCUACCUUGACCUUGAGAAGCAACUCAGGUAUGAUCUUUACAACUGGAGGCCUAAUGCUAAGAAGUUUAUGCGCCUUAACCGACGCAAGGACAGUAACUCCGAGUCUGAUGACAGUUGCCCGCCAAGUCCUGGGUGUUCCUUCACCGAAGGGUUCUCCUCCAAGCUCUUUGACCCUGACUAUGUCCCUAAGGUCGACAAGUGGUCCCGGAUCCUCUUCCCUCUUGCCUUUGUGGUGUUCAACAUUGUCUACUGGGCAUAUCAUCUCAAUUAGUCCCAUAGUGCCCCUUCAUGGCUCCUCUCAAUUCCAUUUUGCCUUCUUUCUUCAUUUUAUUUUCUGGUUAUUUGGGCAGUUGAAUCAGUUCUGCCUUUCUCUUUAUAAACAUGAGGUGGGAAGUAGUUGGAAAGGAUGUGUUCUGGCUGGAAGGAAAGGGAUUGAAGAGGAGUUGGAGGUGAAUACCACAUUGAUUUUCCUUUUCUGCUAGAAGACUAUCACCUUUUCAAAGCCUUCCAAUAUCUCUGAAGCACAGAAAAGCCCCUAGAAAUGUUUGGAGGACAAAGUCAGGGUGGGAGACAGAGGAAGGAUCCAAGCCCUGUGCAUGAAUAUUUCUGGGGGGUUUUCUGCACCCCUCCCUGAGGUAUUGGAUUUUUUUUCUUUUUCGUUACUUUUAUACUUCUGUUUUUCCUUCCUAGGGAUUAUGGUCCUUGUUCACCCCCUGACAGGAGAAAGUCCAGCUGGGUUGAGCAAGGGUACACAGGGGAAGGAUUAGCCAUGGCUUGAAAGUGCCUCUUCCUCACUAUUUUCUUCUGUUAUGUUUUGAAUGCAGUGUUGUGGUGUGGGAUUGGAAAUGGAGUGUGGGUGAGUAGGGGUACUGAGUGAGAUGUCAGAGUGAGUGACAGAUCAUGUUUCCAGCAGGAGCUUGCAGGGGUGAUGAGGUCAAGUUGGAGACUCCCAGAUUGAACUGACAUCAUUGAAGGGAUUGGACCUUCUCUUGUCUAUAUUUCUGCUUCACAGUGCUUGACUGUACAGAUGGGGUACAUCUGUCGGUCGGAUGUUGGAUGCUGACUUGAUCACUAGUCACAGAGCAAGCACUUGCCAAACGGAGACUAGGGUCAGGAAAUUUUUGACUUGCUCUUUCGUCACCUGAUCUAGAAUAGCAGACAAACAAUUGUUGUGAAUCUCUAUAGUAAUCCUGUGUGUCUAGUGCAUAGCAAAUGUCAACAAGCUCACUGACCCAUCACGUUGUUACACCCUCACAGGAGCCCAGUAGCCAAGGAAGGCAGAGCACAUUGUCCCCAGUGUUCCAAGGGGAAAAAAUGGAGUUUAUGUAUCAUGCUUCAGGAUAUUCAGCUAGUAAGUGGUAGAGUCACUCCACUUGCUCUUCUCUCUUCUUAUCCUCUUAACUCUCUCAACUGAAGUGCUCCCCUCUCUCCUCCCCAUCUUUACAAAUGGGGGUGCUCCAUCAGGUUCUGUUUAUUUGCCAGGCACCAGACCAAAUUCUAUAGCACCUGGAACAGCUGUGCAGGAAGUGACCAGUGACCAGCCACUGAGCGUGAACCCAGCAUGUGGAACACAGCCACCGCCCACCCAGUGAGGCGGCUAAGGGAAACAGAAAGUAGCCUGCACCCCAGUUUUCUUGGCAGCUCCACCUCAUUAGUAGAGGCCAUGGGAGAAUAAGAUUUACCAAGCGCUCAGCCUAUGUUUCUCCUUCCUGCCCAGGCAGCCUCUCCUGCAGCCCCUCAGCCACCUCCCCUCUUGAUUGUGUUUCUGUGUUUGUGUUUCUGUGUAUACCUGAGUGCAUGUGUGCAUCAAGGUAAUUAUGUACAUACAACCAUUUGAGAAGCUGUACAGACCUAUGUAUAUCAGUGUAAAUCUAUAUUGGUGUGUAUAAGAGUGUAUAUAUAACAACAUGUGGUGCAUGUUUGUGUGUGCACACCCCUAUGAAAGAGUGUGUGUGCUUGUGUGUACACACAUGGGUAUAUGCUGUGUGUGUGUGGGAGCAUAUGUGCAUACUCAAAUUUAUUUAUCUGAUUUGAAUAAGUGUGAAAGGAAAUACACCUGAGAGCCUAUAUAUUUCCUGUUGGUGGCUCUUCUAGAACCACCUGAUUUCCUUUGGCCUGUUCCCAUAUAAGUGGGGGAGGGCCUUAUUUGGCCGGGCUGGUUAACUGACUGUUCCUUUCCAAUUCCCUGUUCCAGGGAGCAGUGUCUCCCGGUCCCCAUCCACUCUUCUCCUCCUUCCACCCAUCUGUGCUGUCUCCUGGACAGAAGACACAGGAGAAGUGAAUGUGGUCCCAGGAAGUGACAAUUUAGUGCCUUGAGGUAGGAGGUGCUCGAACAUGGGAUAAGCUGGGAACACAGAGCAUUGUGCUUUGUUUGUCCUGGAAUGACAUGUUUGAGGUCAAAGGCAGGGGUUGGCCAAGGGAGGGCCGAGGGCAUGCCUUGAAGAUGCAUCAAGAACAGAUACAUGAUGUAGACAAUGGGUGGGGAAAGCACAAGAACUGGAGAGGGAGUUGUAUAUAGCCCUUAUAACUCAUCCCCUUAUUGCAAUCAUAUUGUAAGCCUGACACGUGUGGGGGCUGAAGGCAGCCAAAAGCAGGUGGGUGAUGUGAGGAAAUAGCCCAGGGGAAUCAACUGCAACACCGGAUGCAGAGAACCAGAGGUGCCUGGGAGAGAGCUGCAGGUAUGGACCGUGGGGACGGGUCCUUUAGGGGUCACAGCACUAUAGUAACCCAUCCUGCAUCUUGGGACCAUGAUGGAUUUGGAAUCCAGGAGUCCCUCCUCUCACCCUCUCUAGGGAAAGAGAUUGUCAAAAGAGUGAGAGGAUUCACCAAGGAGAGAGGUGCAGAGGAGCCCCAGGGGCUGAUUACCUAGAUCAGCCCAGCUUCUUGUGUCUUCUUCUCUAUACACACAAGGUACAAAUAGAGCCUCCUACACAUACACAGCCAGAGAGACCUACACAGUCAUGCAUACAUGUAUACACAUGUGGGCACUCACCCUCAGCACUAAAUGGAUGUAUACACAAACACAUUUACACUCACAGCCACAUACAUAUUCACAUGCACAGUCACACACUAUCACCCUCCUAGUUGUGUGCAUGCACACACACAAAACAGCUAAAAAUAAAGAAGUUGCCACUGAAAUGUCUAAGCUCGUCUCUCUUUUUGGACACCUCUCACAGGAAGAUGCAGGUUGGAAGGAGAGAAAUGACCCCACAUCUGAGGCUCCCAUCAUGGCUAUUGAAACACUUGCUUCCUGGAGCCUAAACGUUGGUCGGUUGAUUGGGAUCUGAGUUUCCAGGACCCUGGGGGGCCUUGGAGCCCUGUGGGAAUUGAGCCAUUUAUUUGGGGUGAUGGCAUACAGAGAGAUUUGAGCAGUGGAGACCAGAAAGUAGGUUUGAAGAUGUAUUUCACAUCAAUGCACAGGAAGGCAUCAGAGCUCAGAGGAGGGGGUGGAGAGGCCAGUUGUAAAUAUCUCUGUAGAUCCAUGUAGCUAGAUAAAAUAUUUAUACCUUAAAAAGAACAUCUUGCCCUAAAGUGCUGCAACAAGAACAGUCAAACUCGACUGCAACUCACACCAUGUGAGGUUAAGUGUCAAGGUGAGGUGGAGGUUUGGCAAUGACACCUUUGCGGAAGUUCGAAGCUUCUGAGUCGUUCAUCAUGGAUUUGAUCGUUCUAGCCUGCAGAUUGCCAAAUCUCCCCUUGCCGUGUUCUGUGUGUGUUCUGUCGUCAGCGUCAUCGUUGAGCCCCAUCCUUAGCCAGCUGCCUCCAUCCCCUCCCACGCCUCAUCUAGCACCAGGUAACUCUGGAAGUGCAGAGCAUCUGGCAGGGCACUCUUGGGGGUCCAGUGAACAGAGCCUUUCUCAGCCCCAGCCAAUCAGAGAGUGCUUAUGGUGAGAAUCAUUUGGAGCUCAGGUGAAAGGAAGUGUCUCGUUGAGCCUGGGAUGGAGCACCCCUCACUUUGCUUUCCUACCCACGUUUCCUUUCUUUUCUUCACAUGGGCUAUCCCAUUAACUCUGUCCCUAGAAUUCCUUUUCCUGCACUACCACAGGAAGGACACCCUCUGUCUCUUCAGAGUGUCCUCUUGCUGUGAGGACAUGUGACACGUUUCCUGCCACUCUUUGCCCGUUCCAUCUGCCACUGUGGGGUGCCUUUACAGAGAUAACGGAUGAUCUUAUGGUUCUUACUGGAACUUGUAAAAUGUAUUCAUACAACCCGUGUCAUCUUGUUAAUAGCAAGGCAGUGAGGUCUUUGCAUAUUUAGAACUGAGUUUUGCUGAGACUGUGGCCAUUCCUAAUGAGGUUUCUUUAUUCUGUACAUAAAAGAACUAACCCUUUGAGCUAUUAACUAAUGAAUGCAUUUGCUCAGCUAUCAACCUGCAUGGUACCCUGCCGUGGUGAUGAGCAUCAGAGGAAAUCGUGACUUCUAUUGAAAGUGCAGUGUGUUUGUGUUUGUUGUGUAGUAUCCUGUGAUCCAUAUGAAAUCUCUAUUAUCAGUGUUGGGUUUUCAGGGUGGGGGGGAGUGUGUUACAGUAUCUCUCUGAUAUUUCAAUUAUAAAAUAGCCCCGGUUGGUCAGGGUCACCUCUGUCAACGUGCGUGAGACUUUGCACCCACUAUCUUGCCAGACUGCAUCCCUGGGGUCAGGGGUCAUCAGCAGAACUGAAGGUGCCCAAGUGUAGUGAAACUGGCUGUAGUGCCUGACUUUGGGCAGUGCCAGAGAGUUCUUCAGUGCACAGGCAAGGCAGUGCCAUUCUGAGGCAAAUGAAAUACAGUAAAACCACAAACAUGGACAUCUUCAAGGAAACCAAGAGAGGAGGAGGACCAAGACCCACAUGUCUUACUGGCCUGACCUGCAGAAGGGUGCAGAACAUCAGAGACCACCCCCUACCCCCAAGACAACCCAGCCUCUUUGUCCUCAUUAAAUGUACAGUGUUGCAUGAAAAAGACCUUGACCAAUCUGGACUUCAAAGAAGGAAAACAUGAAGAAACAUCAAAUUAUGUUUCUGAAAAGUAUGCCAAAAUAAAGGUGUGUAAAUAGUCAAAAGGAGAAAAUAAAUAUAUA